This is a messenger RNA of Diceros bicornis minor, 1710 nucleotides long. It is a transcript of the gene CES3, whose product is annotated as carboxylesterase 3. Lineage: Eukaryota; Metazoa; Chordata; Mammalia; Perissodactyla; Rhinocerotidae. The record is from RefSeq and is a predicted model, not a curated record.
AUGGGAACAGUGGUAAGAACUGGAUCCAGGGUCCUGGUCGCGGUGGCCUGUCUGCUCCUAGCAUUCCCUGCCACAGCCCCUGGGUUGGAGGUCGCUCAGCCUGAAGUGGACACCACCCUGGGCCGCGUUCGAGGCUGGCAGGUGGGCGUGAAGGCCACAGACCGCCUUGUAAAUGUCUUCCUGGGCAUCCCAUUUGCCCAGCCACCAUUGGGGCCUGGCCGGUUCUCAGCCUCGCGCCCAGCGCAGUCCUGGGAGAGUGUGCGAGAUGCCAGCACUGCCCCCCCAAUAUGCCUUCAAGAUCCGGAGAGAAUGAACAACGGCAGAUUCAUGCUGAACAGAAAGCACCAGAUCUUCCCUAUUUCGGAGGACUGCCUGAUCCUCAACAUCUACAGCCCGGCUGAGGCCACUGCAGGGGCCGGGAAGCCCGUCAUGGUAUGGAUCCAUGGGGGCGGUUUCAUGGUUGGCGCUGCCACCUCCCAGGACGGGUCAGCCCUGUCUGCCUACGGAGAUGUGGUAGUGGUCACAGUCCAGUACCACCUGGGGUUCCUUGGCUUCUUCAGCACUGGGGACAAGCAUGCACCUGGCAACUGGGGCUUCCUAGAUGUAGUGGCUGCUCUGCGCUGGGUGCAGGGGAACAUCACCCCCUUCGGGGGUGACCCCAACUCUGUCACCAUCUUUGGCGGAUCUGCCGGUGCCUGCAUUGUCUCUGCCCUGGUUCUGUCCCCGCUGGCUGCAGGGCUGUUCCACAGAGCCAUAGCACAGAGUCGAGUCAUCACCAUGCUGGGGUUACUGGAUUCUGACCCAUGGCCCCAGGCUCAGAGCUUCGUGGACUUCUUGGCCUGCAGCUCUAAUUCCUCGGCUGAGAUGUUGCCGUGCCUUCGGCAGAAGGCAGACAAGGAGUUGAUCCCUCCCAAGAUGUCGAGAAUUGUAGCUUCCUACACCAUUGAUGGCAACUUCUUUCCCAAGAACCCCAAGGAGCUCCUGAGGGAGAGGCAGUUCCACUCUGUGCCCUUCCUCCUGGGUUUCAACAAUCAUGAGUUUAGCUGGCUCAUCCCCAGAGGCUGGGGUUUCCUGGACAAGAUGGAGCAGAUGAACCUGGAGGACAUACUGACCACCUUGAGGCCCAUGUUCAGCACUCUGGAUAUGCCCGCUGAGGUGAUGUCCACCAUCAUAGCCGAAUACCUAGACAGCAGAUCAGAUGUACAAGGCAAAUGCGAGGUCUUCCAGGAACUGUUGGGCGACAUUAUUAUAAACUUUCCCAUCUUGAAUUUCUCAAGAAACCUCCGAGAUUCUGGGGUCUCCGUCUUUUUCUAUGAGUUCCAGCACCGACCCAGUUCUUUUGGGAAGAUCAAGCCGGCCUGGGUGAAGGCUGACCAUGGGGCUGAGAUUGCCUUCGUUUUCGGGGGUCUCCUCACGGAUGAGCGCUCCUUACUGGCCUUUCCAGAAGCCACAGAGGAGGAGAAGCAGCUGAGCCUCACCAUGAUGGCCCAGUGGACCCACUUUGCCCGGACAGGGAAACCCAAUGGCGAAGGGCUGCCUCCCUGGCCCCCAUUCAACCAGUCAGAGCGAUACCUGGAAAUCAGCGUGGUGCCACAGGUCAGCGAAAAGCUAAAGGAGGCCCAAAUGCGGUUCUGGGAAGAGACAUUUUCCACCAAGCUCUGGCAGUGGCAGCAGAAGCAGAAGAAUAGGAAGGCCCAGGAGGAGCUCUGA